Cladophialophora bantiana CBS 173.52 is the source of this 711-nucleotide messenger RNA. RefSeq names its product 3,4-dihydroxy-2-butanone-4-phosphate synthase. The coding region runs from base 1 to 711 and encodes 236 amino acids. Gene Ontology annotation, biological process: riboflavin biosynthetic process; aerobic respiration. NCBI's taxonomy places the organism in Eukaryota, Fungi, Ascomycota, Eurotiomycetes, Chaetothyriales, Herpotrichiellaceae. Gene Ontology annotation, molecular function: 3,4-dihydroxy-2-butanone-4-phosphate synthase activity. The record is from RefSeq and is a predicted model, not a curated record. Gene Ontology annotation, cellular component: mitochondrial intermembrane space; cytosol. The transcript has a single exon.
AUGUCCAAGGGGUUCGAUACCAUCGAAUCCACCAUCGAAGCCUUCCGCAAUGGCGAGUUCAUUGUGGUUCUCGACUCUCAAGACCGUGAGAACGAAGGCGACCUGAUCAUCGCUGCUGAGGACGUCACUACCGAAAAAAUGGCCUUCAUGAUCCGCUACACGAGCGGCCUCGUUUGCGCUCCAAUCACCUCUCAUCUCGCUGCCGGAUUGGCACUACCACAGAUGGUGGUGGACAAUGAGGAUCCUAAUCGCACGGCCUAUACUAUCUCGAUCGACUCGAAUGAUGAGAGCGUCAGCACCGGCAUCUCAGCCCAUGAUCGUGCCUUGACUUGCCGCACCCUGGCUAGCAAGAAAGCCACCCCCGACAGCUUCCGCAGACCUGGCCACGUUUUCCCGCUCCGAGCUAGGGACGGAGGUGUUCUUGAGAGAACGGGCCACACCGAGGCAGCGGUCGAGUUCUGUCGCCUGGCGGGCAAGGCGAAAGUCGGGGUCAUCUGCGAGAUGGUUGAAGACGGAGAGCCCGUCCCAGGACAGACGGCCAUGCGCGAACCGGGUAUGAUGAGGCGCGAUGCUUGCCUGGAGUUUGGCCGCAAGUGGGGAUUGAAGGUUUGUACGAUCGAAGACCUGGUCGACUAUGUCCAGAAAGAAAAGAUGAUGAGAAAUGGGCAUGGGCACGGGCAUGUCACGAAUGGGGUUAAUGGGCAUCAUUGA